Messenger RNA from Symbiodinium natans, 2556 nucleotides. The record is from the annotation of a GenBank genome assembly. NCBI's taxonomy places the organism in Eukaryota, Dinophyceae, Suessiales, Symbiodiniaceae.
AUGGACGAGCAUGAUUCUGUGUGCCCCGUUGUGCCCGUACCUGAUUCCGAGUGCACGCUUGCGCUUCAGGUUCCUUGCAUAGCUCCUCCGGAGCCCGUUCUUGUUGUGCCCCCGGUCUCGUCCGUUGGUGCUUCCCUGUCCUCCGUGCACCCACCUUCGGACCCCCCCCACGCCGAGCCUUCCCCUCUACUGUCCGUUGGUGCUUCCGCUUCUGACGUGCACCCACCUUCGGACACCCAUGCAGCCUCACUUGACCCCCUUCGGCCUGACCAAUGCACUCUUGCGUGUGCCAACGGCGCAAUGCCUGCUUCUGCACUGCCUCUUCAUACGCCGUUUGAGGCGCCCGUUGCUGCAGAUUCUGACGACCAUCAGGACACUGCCCCUUUGCUGGCUUCCUCUGUGAGUGGCCACUUGCAGCCUGCUUGCACACUGCCUGUUCCAACACCGCAUCCGUUGUCUGAUGACCUGGCGUCCCUGCCUGCGUCGCACAUACCGAGCCCCGCCUUCAUCUCCAGUGUCAGUGCUUGCAACACCGAAAUCCGUGCCCAAGCCGCCUCCUUUGUCAUCCGGAUCACCGGGCUCCUUUUCCAUUGUGUCCGGUUCAAUUCACCUGGCACCCCCGCAAGCAGUCACGCUAUCCCGCAAUAUUUGCUUGCACACAAGCGACCAGCUCGGCCGUUGCCUGCGCCCGUGGUGGCUGCUGGGACGUCCUGUGUCCAGCCGGCCCCAUACAUCCGCAAUCUCACCGCUCCACUUUCCCAUGACGCCCGAGGCUCCGUUGCAACACAGUCCUCAAUCAUAUGUGCGUUCGAGUCUGCUCGUGACAAGCUCGUUGCACGCUGGCUGUCCUGUGUCACCAUUCUGGCCGGGGUGUCUGCACUGUUUGUCGAAGCCUCCGCGUCCUCCGAUCCGGAGUUUUUCAUCUGUCGUGUCGUCAUGACACAUGCGCCUUCCACUCUGCAGCGUUACCUGGACAUGUGGUCCGCCUGGUGCCUGUACUGCGAAAUCCGCAGAUCUUCUACUUACGACCCGCAGCCUGGUGUGUUGCCCGACUGGCUACGUGCUCGCUGCAGCACCCAAGGUCUAGCCACUAUGCCUUUCAAGGCCCUCUCCUGGGUUUCCAAAAAGGCCGGCCUUCCACUGCUGCGCCGCCAGCUGGAGAGUGCUAUUAUCCGUGCUUUUUUGUCACCGUCAGCCCCAGUCGAACACCGAGAGAGCCUUCCGUUCUCCUUGAGCUUUACGGCUUGGUUGGAGGCCCGCGUUCUGUGCCCAGACACUCCGCCUGCAGAGAUUUUCAUGUUGGGAGUCUUGCUUGCAGCAAUCUGGGCCUCCCUUCGUUGGGGCGACCUCCUUUGGAUUCCGCCGGCCCGCUUGCAUUUUCAGGCCCCCUCUUGUGCACUGGUGGGCAUUUGUAUCCGCACCAAGACGACUAAGUCGGGAAUGCCUUGGGGCAUUUACUCCCCCGGUCUGCUCGGUUCCGCUGCUGCUUCCUGGACAACCCGCUGGCUGUCCGUUGUCAAGCAAGUUCUGGCCGACACCGCUGCCCUGCAUCCGCAACGCGUGAUCGAUUUUCUGCCUGCCAUCCUCUCAUCGGACCAUAGUCACCCAACCAUCAUAAAGCCGCUGUAUCGCGACCAGGCAGUGCCGUGGAUCCGCAGCCUGCUCUGCCAUCACUGGAACCUACACAGCACUGAGCCGUUGCCUUCUGCGUUUAACUUGAUUGCCGCUCAUUCCGCCAAGACCACCAUACUGUCCUGGGCCCGCCAGCUGGAUAUGCCGGCCGAGCCCAGGCGCAUUCAAGGGCAUCACCGGUUAUCGGGUUCUGAUAAAUCCGUGGCGCUCUACAGCCGCGACGAUAUCGGCCCGAUGCUCUGUUGUCAACGCACGGUGAUUUCCUGCAUACGUGCCGGGUUUCGUCCAUUACAGCCACUGGCCCGCGGUUGCGUUCAUCCGCUGCCAGACUUUCCAGUUGACCUGCCUUCUUCUUCUGCCUUACCUCGAGUCCGCUGGUCCGCGACAAGGCCUGGCCCGCCCUCUGCACAGCCUGCCGAUGACAUGCUCGAACCCUCGAGUCUACACCAUGAUGCCGGCAUAUCCGAGGUCUCAGUGGAAGCCGACAUACCAUGUGCUCCGCUCUCACAUGACCCUGACCCGCCGGUCUUGCCCGACCUUUUGCCGGACUACGAGAGAGCCCCUACUCCUCCGGUCUCUAGUUGCUCUUCAGAGAAUGAUUGUGGGUCGGUCUGCUCGGAGCCGCCCUCUGACCCUGAGGCGCUGGAAGUGGAAAGCGCUGCAGCGCUGCAACCUCCCUCGCCUUCCGCCUCACCCGCUCUCUUGCUUUACAAUUCGCGCAGCAACGUGACGCAUGCCGCGUCCCCGUGUGACCCCAAUGCCCCACGCGCGCUUUGGUUUCCUGCUCACUUGUGCUGGCUCCGCCCGGCGUGCGGUGCUCAAACAGACAAGCUCGAUCAAGCCAGCGUGGUUGAGUCGCCCCCGCCGGCCUGCACCUUGUGCCUCCGUACGGCAUGCGCCAAACGCUUCGACGCCUUGGAUUAG